AUGGAGACGUAUAGGACAGAUGCACCAGUCACCCUGCACUCAACAAGGGACCUCUUGGAAUCAUCUCUUCCCACUGAGGAAAUACAUAAACGAUUAACUGACGAUGGUAAUUCCAUUUCAAGUCAUAACAAUGACAUGAACAGAGCUCACAGCUCACAACUGCCCACAUUGGAUGGGCUACAAGAACAGCUGCCAGUGGUUGGGGACAAUUGCCAUUCUACUGUGACAGGCCAGACUGAUGACCCAGACCAGAUGACUGUGGCUGAAGAUUCUGACCCAGAUUCGCCUCCACGGAAACCCAUUCGGUCACACUUAGAUGAAGCAUUACCGGAUCUGCUCCGUAGUGGGAGCCCCAUCCACAGACGCGUGUCCAGCCCGGUGUCUGCCACGCUGAAGCAGGUAAAAAGGGAGGUUGAACUAUCACGACAGCGCAGUCUGAAGCUUAAGGCUCAGGUGGAUAAACUGCAAAGGCAAAGUGAAAGCGGACCUGGUUGGAGUCAAAACAGAGAACGGGUGACAGAGGAGAUACAGUCUAUUGUGAAUCUGCUACUCCCUAUGACAGACUGUGAGACUGCAGAAUUAGAUCAGCCCUACCAGGCCAACCCUUUGGAUACUGCACUGCUACAACUGCAGAACGUGGCCCGUAGACUUGCUCUUAAUCAUACCUCUCAGGGAAGGCAGAAGACAGGGGAAGAUGCUGCCAUUUUGCAGCAAGCACUACAGGAAAGGGAUAAGGCCAUUGCAAAGAAACAGGCAAUGGAGUCUGAGCUAUUGAAAAGCAAGAACGAAUUGAUGACAUUGAACAACCAACUUUUGGAGGCUGUUCAAAGUCGACUAGAAUUGUCCAUAGAGUUGGAAGCCUGGAAAGAUGAUGUACAGACCAUUCUUCAUCACCAGCUUAUGAAACAACAGGAGGAACAGGCUCAGAAGAAGUCUAGAGGGUUUGGGGUUCUGCGGCGAUCAAAUAAGCCCCUCCCUCCAAACCCAGAUUUGCCCACCCUAACACAUGUGCCUCUGUCUCUAUCACAAUGUCCAUCUCCUAACACUCCAGGAACACAGAGAUGGAAGGACAAAUUCAGACGUGGGAGAACUGGUACGCAAGAAACUGUUAAAGUGUCUCAGCCACAAAAGAUCAACAGAGAAUACCAUUUUCAAACUGUUUCGUUGGACUGAUGUGUUAGGCAUAACAUCCAAAGUAUCUUCUGUAUUAUUCAUCACUGUAAAAUUAACAAUGGGUGUUCAUUGAUUUAGGUCACCACUGUGUAUGUCAUAAUAUGAUAAAUCAAUGUUAUUUUGCCUUUCAUUACAAAAGUGGAACUAACUUGGGUUGAUCUAAGAUUGUGAUGCUCUGAGAUUUCUGUUGACCCACAGUCAAUGAAUGACAUGAUUUCUUAUUUAAACGUCCUAUUUUAAGAAAUGGGAAUAAAGGUUCCAAAGACACAACAAUGUAGAAUUCAAGGCUGAUUUUAUAGGGUUAUAUAGACCUCAUUCACAGCAGCACCAUCUUCAGUGAUUUGUACUGCAGUUUAUAGUGUCUUUGGAUCGUUCCGUGGACAGAACAUUGCAAAAACAUAUUCAAGAACAUUCAGUAGACAAAAAAACUCAGAUGUGAUCUAGCUUUUAACAGCGUGCCACUGAAGAGAUAUACGUCUAUCCCUCACAGCCUCCUUGUCAUUCCCGUUAAAAAUCAAAGAUGGCGCAACCGUGAAUAAGGUCUAUAAAGGUUACUAUGGAAGAGGAAAGAGACUGCAUGUGGCAAUCAUUUCUACGCAUACAUCAGGUUGGAGACUUGUACAUUUAUUGAGUAGUGACACAUCUGCACACAGAUACAGAGACAUUAAAACUAUAGAACAAAGAGCCAUUUUCACCAUGUACCAAAUAGAAACAAUACACACCUCCACUUCAAACAAACAAUACUGCAUGAAGCCAAAUAAUAUUUUACUCAAAUACUAUAGGAAUUACAUUGUUUAAUGAAAAUAUAUCAAAUACUGUGAGUGCCAUGAUAAAGUCUAAUCACUUUCAAAAUACAACUGCUACACAGUAUUCUGUAAACAAGCUAAGUAAAUGCAGCAUUGACAGCACUGGUUAGUGUAUACACAGUAUCAUAGAUGUUUGUGCAUUAGGUUCUUAUUUGAUUGGUCUUUUUAGUAUUGCAAAAGUGCACAUUCACAUAUAGUUCUAUUCUUUAACAUUCAUUGACAUCUAAGAUCAAAGUGCUACUCCAAAGCAGAAUUUUGAAAUAAAAUACACCAUAUUCUCAUUGUUAAUAAAUUGCUGAGGAGAUAUCUAAUGUUUCCAAUGAUUUCUCUUACACUGAUUUAGCUUUAUAAAACAAUCCACUGACUUGCUAAAAGUACUAGGGAAAAUCGUUUAUCUCAUUAAAAGAAAAGACUGAUUUCUUUGUUUCCUUGGGCCAAUAAAGACCCAAGUCACUGUAUUUAAUCAUACAGGAUAAACAUAGCUGGCAAGAGACAAUGCACUAGCACUGCUGAUAAUACCUGGCAUAAACUUUUAGUUUUAAAAAGCUAAUUCUGAAGGAUACAUUUUUAUGUAAACACACACAAAUCAGUCACAACAGACAGGUCUCUGGUGUUUCACCAUACACAUUCCAUACAAUAAUUACAUGAGUGGAGAAACUGACAUGAGAGAACACGCACUGUCAUUUAAAGUAAGUAAUUUUGCAGCAUAUUUCUUGAGUAUUAAGAUACAGUAGUAAUAAAUAUGUUUAGUAUAUUAUACAUUUAAAUACAGAAGUUUAUAGACAUACAAACUACUCAUGUACAAACAUUGAAACUUUCGAAAUUAACAAAAAUAUCCCCUUGUAACGGCAGUUCUUAAACCGAGCUGCCAAAAACAGUACGUUUACAUUUAUUCUACAUAAAUGUACACUCAAAAUAAUUUUAAGAUUUACGCAUUUCAGUUUCAUCAUAUUGAAUUGAGUAAUCUUUAACAAAAUUAAAAAUAAAAAACUAAAUAUUUUAAGUUGUAUUAAUUUUGUUAAAAAAUUACACAAUUUAAUUUGAUGGAAUUUUGUUUUGAAAUUGAAAUGCAUAAAUCUUAAAAACAGGCAAAAAUAUUUUUUGGAGUGUAUGCAAGUCAACAAUUAGAUUUUGUCCAUUUUCAAACAUGUAUAUUUAUGCUCCCAAUUUUAUGCCACACACAAUGAGCCCGUUUACAUGCACACCAAUACGCUGAUUACUCUCUAAAAUAAGCUUAUUUAAAAAAUCUGACAAGGCAACAAAUCCGCGUUUACGUGACAUUUGAAAUAAUCGUGUUAUUCUCUACAUCAAACCGUGUAGAGGCAUGCGCUCAACACGUGCGCAUAUUGGAUGAGCCAGUAAGAACACUGUGUAAGGUGUUUACAUGGCAUGUGAAAUUGGCGUAAUGGGCAAAAAUCUACCUGUGUUGAUCGGGUUAUUCAUAACCUAUUUAUGACCUUGAUGCCGAUAAAGGAACACGGUUUAUUGCGUUUACAUGACCGCACGUGAUGUCGGCUUGUUAAGCAUAAUCGGUGUAAGAACAUGCAUGUAAACGCACUCAUUGUUAGCCACCACUAGUCGAGGAAAAGUUUCCCAUAAACCCCUGCUUUGGUAUUUCAAAAACUGUCAACCAGAACAGGAACAAUCCUAGCAAGCUAAAAAGAAAAAGUGUGCAGAGGUAGGCACAUUGUUCUCUCUUUAAAUCACACUAACGUACAUGAUACAAAACAUCACAGCUAUGCAGUAUCUAAGAGGUACAAGUUUGAAAAAGCAACUAAACAGACAUUAUAUCACAUGUGGGCUACAUGCAUGUAGUUGAUCUGUUUAUACAUUAACUACGAUGAAUAAAAAAUAAACAUGCAUAAGGGUUGAAUCUGGCUUGCAAGAAAAGGGGUCAAAAAUAAAACUGUUUUCUAGAAAAACAGUGCUGCUGAACCUGCAAACAGAAUGGGAGUGUAGUACCUCACAGCAUAACUCCUAAGGUUAUCCAUUUGAGUUACAUUACAGUACCUCAGCUUUAUUCCAACAGUUAAGUAACACAUUACAAAACUGCUUUAAUUAACACAGCUUAACAUUAACUGUUAUUAAAACAUUCUAAAGACCAACCUUAGAGAACAUCACAUAGCAUAUUUUGCAUAGACAUCUUUAUAUUUCUUAUUAGAGCACAGCGCAAGUAUGUCCAUGUCAACAACAUGUUGGCCAAAAAACAUAAAAACAAAACAAACUUUAAAAGAAGUUAAAACAAUUAAAAACAAACUGAAAAUAUCAGUCUAGUCUAAUUGUCAAAUAGUGAAUUAUGCAGCUAAGAUAUUCAAAAACAAGCCACUGGAUUUACUGUUCUGUAACAUAAGUAAUAUUUAGAAGCUACAAACGAAUAUUCUCAUUUUAAACUAAUGACAAGAUUGCUGCUAUAUAUAUAUAUAUAUAUAUAUAUAUAUAUAUAUAUAUUUCUAUAUAU
Messenger RNA from Myxocyprinus asiaticus (Chinese sucker), 4437 nucleotides. Its product is annotated as bicaudal D-related protein homolog. The transcript has 6 exons. The record is from RefSeq and is a predicted model, not a curated record. Gene Ontology annotation, biological process: vesicle transport along microtubule; Golgi to secretory granule transport. Bases 1 to 1173 code for a protein of 390 amino acids. NCBI's taxonomy places the organism in Eukaryota, Metazoa, Chordata, Actinopteri, Cypriniformes, Catostomidae.